AUGUUGUUUUCAACGGUCCUAUAUAGAGAAAAAUACCUUGAUAACGAACUCUAUUCAAGAAUUACAGAACAACAAUCAAUUAUUGAUGAAUUAGAAACAUUUUCUGGUACACAUUCAUAUCAACUGGAAGUGAAAGAAGAUCAUGAUUUACAUAAUACAAACACGUUACUAAUGACACUUGAUGAAAGUCCAAUAAAAAGUCAAACAAUUGUACGUUUAGAAGAACAAGCACCUAGUUCUAUUCGACGUUUAACAGCAAAACUUCGGCACAGUGUUGCUGCAUCAGCAAGUGUUUUUGCGGAAAAGAUUGCCCCAGGGCAAGGAAAAAUGCUUCUUGAAUUAGCACAGUUGGAUGAUCUUUCUGAACGACGUUCAUCAACUAGUUCUCGAUCAUCAAAGACGCCAAUAGAUGAAGAACAUCUUCAAUAUUUAAUCGAUAUGUACCAUGCAUAUGAAAAACAACAUUUGCCUUAUCAAGAACAAAUUCGUGUCUUGACACUAAUACCAAAAUCUUGGAAGUUAAGUAGUCCAAUAAUUCAACAAAAGUUUCAUUGUACCGAUCAUGCUGUAAAAUUAGCACGAAAGCUAGGAAAAUCAUCAUGUACUCCAUUACACAUGGAAGUGAAAGCACCAAAGAUUAGACAACGUCUAGAACUUCAGAAACUUGAUUAUUUCAUUAGUUGGCUUCUAGAAGCUGAUUUAUUAAUAUCUAUACCAUGGGGAAAUACCAAUUUAAAACUAGAAAACGGUCAAGUGAUUUCUAUUCCUAAACAAAUGCUACAAGCACAACAAAGCCAAAUCGUUCACUUAUACCAAAAUCAUUGUAAUAAAUUGAAUAUUAGUUCUAUGUCUGAUCGGACUGUUUACUCGAUAUUACAAAACUUAAAUGCAAGUGAAAAAAAAGUGAUAUCUGGAAUAGAUGAGUUUGUUAAAGAUGCUUCCGAGGGUUGGUUGAAUUUGAAAAAGAUUAUUCAACAAUUGCAUUUAUCAAAUGAACAUAAAACUAAGUUGAACAGUAUGCUAGAAAAAAGUAAUCUGUAUUUAAAAUCAAAAUAUCGAUGUCAUUGUAAUGAAACUGAACAAACAACAACUCAUUGUACAGUAUUUGCUCUUAGUCAAGCAAACAAUUCAUGUUAUUCACAAUCAUGUGAUCAUGCUCAUGAUACAUUUUGUGAAGGUACAGACGAGAAAUUAUAUUUAACAAUUCAGAAUUUUUAUAUUUAA
Molecule: messenger RNA, 1224 nt
Organism: Rotaria sp. Silwood2
Lineage: Eukaryota; Metazoa; Rotifera; Eurotatoria; Philodinida; Philodinidae
Source: the annotation of a GenBank genome assembly